CAGGGGCCAAGACUCAGCCGACUCGACUCAAUUCGCGACUCGGGCUCUCUGUCUUUCUUUCUGGCUUGCUGUCCGAAAUGGAGAACUCACAGGAUCCGGGUUUAAAACACCCGCUUCCCGCCGACGAAUCUCGCCUCGACCUCUACACAGUCCCAGCCCGUUCCAGCUGGUUCUCUUGGGGAGACAUUCACGAAAUCGAGAAAUUCCACCUCCGAGAGUUCUUCGACGGAAGCUCAAUCACGAGAACCCCCAAAAUUUACAAGGAAUACAGGGACUUUAUCAUCUCCAAGUUCAGGGAGGACCCGUCCCGCCGGCUCACAUUCAGCGAAGUCCGGAAAUCCCUAGUCGGUGACGUCACUUUGCUCCAUAAGGUCUUCGCGUUUCUAGAUUCACGGGGUUUGAUCAAUUUUGGUACGCCGAGGGGCGAGGGUGACGGGGCGGACCAGGGGAGUAGUCAGGGGAGGUGGAAGGUUACGGUUGAGGAAGGGGCUCCGGUUGGCGUUCGGGUCGUCGCGGUUCCUAAUUCGUUGAAGCCCGUGACAAUACCGCCUGGCUGGUGCAAUGGCGGUGGUGAAGUGGCGGAGAAUGGGGUUCGAUUGCCGCCCUUGGCUUCUUGUAGGGAUGUUUAUAGUGAGCAGAAGCGAAUGGUGUGUAGGAAUUGCAAAGACAGUUGCGAGUCUGGACGUUACGAGUACACGAAAUUCACUUGCCAGGAUAGAAGCUUCAUAAUAUGUCUGAAGUGCUAUAAGGAUGGAAACUAUGGGGAAAACAAGUCUACGGAUGAUUUUAAGUUCCUUGAACGCAUUCCAGAUGGUGAAAACCAUGAAUCUUCUUGGACUGAAGCAGAAACUCUUCUUCUUUUAGAAUCUGUUUUGAGGCACGGAGACAACUGGGACCUUGUUGCUGAAAUUGUUAAAACUAAGAGUAAAGCCGAUUGUAUUUCGAAACUGAUACAGCUGCCUUUUGGAGAACUUAUGUUUGGUUCUACCCACAGAAGAGGUAGAUUAAAUGAGAACGAUGGCAACAUGAGCAGUGCUGAGCAGGGACAAUUGGCUUCAGUGUCUCAGUCUCAAGAAAAUAUCAAGAUGCAGGAUCAAGGUGAUGGUGAUAAGAAUGAAAACAAGGAGAAUGGAGAUUCUGAGAACCAAUCCCAGGAAGUCCCUCCUUUAAAGAGGAAGCACUCAACUUCACCUCCAGAUAUGGGCAAUUCACUGAUGAAAAAGGUAGCUGUCAUCACUUCCAUGGUUGACCCACAUAUCACAGCUUCUGCUGCCGAGGCUGCUGUAAUGGCUCUUUGCGAGGAAUAUCAAUGUCCGAGGGAAAUGUUUGAUGGUGACGAUGAUGAAGAUAAGGAGUUGGGAUCUUCUCCCCAAAAUAACUUAGCACUUCAGACUGAGGGUUCAGGGAUUGAGGAGAGGCCCAAUGAAUUAGAGUCUCAGGAGACAUCUUCUCCGAAGAAUACAAUGCCUCUUACUUUCCGAGUGAGAGCUGCAGCAGCAACAGCUUUUGGUGCGGCUGCUGCUCAUGCCAAGUUAUUGGCAGAUCAGGAGGAAAGAGAAAUAGAAUAUUUAGUGGCAACCAUAGUUGAAACGCAGUUGAAGAAGUUGCAACGUAAAGUAAAGCAUUUUGACGAUCUGGAGCUAAUAAUGAAGAAUGAAUAUACGCAACUGAAGGAUCUGAAGGAGUCUAUAGUAUCGGAGCGGAUGAAUGCGUUGCGAAAGGUAUUCGAUGCAGGUAUAUCCAGGCGGAGGGAUGAUGCUAUUGUAAAAUCUCAAAUGGAUGGUGGACUUUGACGGGAGGGACGGGAUUCAAGUUAAAAAGUCUUGUUCUUUGAGAUGCUUUAUUUGGGGAAAAAGAGGAGGUCCAACUUAAUUAAUGGGUUUCCAGCACUAAUUGCAAGACACGACGACGUAGACUGGAGAUGUAUGUAACGUGAUUAGUUGUUGUAAAUCUUUUUUUAAGCAGACUGAACUAGAUCCCAACCCAAUUGUCAUCCUCCGCGGAAUCUUCUUCUUAUGGGUAAUAGUUGUAUUUCAAAAACAUUAUAUUCCCAUUAAAUUUUGUGGGCCACAAAAAUUCGAUUUGUUUAUCUUUAUCUCAUCAAAUUCGUUUGAUGGAUUUAUUAUAGUUGUAAAUGGAUUUAGGAUUGUGUUUAGAUAACUGGAUAUAAAUUUAGUAUCA
This is a messenger RNA of Diospyros lotus (date-plum), 2181 nucleotides long. Its product is annotated as SWI/SNF complex subunit SWI3A. The record is from RefSeq and is a predicted model, not a curated record. The coding region runs from base 78 to 1793 and encodes 571 amino acids. Gene Ontology annotation, molecular function: protein binding. The transcript has 7 exons. NCBI's taxonomy places the organism in Eukaryota, Viridiplantae, Streptophyta, Magnoliopsida, Ericales, Ebenaceae.